AUGCCAUCUACACAUACUGCCUGGAAGCGAAUCAAAUGCGACGAAGAAAGGCCUUCUUGUCUGGCGUGCUCCAGCAGGGGAUAUGAUUGCCCGGGAUACCAGAAGGCCGUUAAAUGGUUGGCGAAGUAUGAAUUACGCGAGUCGAAUUCCUAUGCGCAGAGCGUGCAUCCGUCGGCAAAUGGCCCCGGAACUGGACCCUCCAUGAGCUGGUUUCUGGAUCCUGCAGAGAAGCUGCGUACCGCUCUGCAAAGCCAUCCUCCGCCCGUGCUGAACCAAACCUCAUCUUGUGAAAGCCCCUCUGCUCAUGACUACACGUGUGUCUUGGAUAACUCCUUGCCAGGCCAAAGCUUAGCUUUCACCCCACGUCGCAUCUGCCGUGGCAACGGGGAUACGCGAGGGGAUAAUGAAAUUGAUUUGCCUGAUCUUUGCCCUCUAGCAGACACCUGCACGAUAUUACGGGCAUAUUAUUUUUAUCACACAUGUCGUAUCCUCUCCGGGUUUGACUCGCCGACAAACCCUUUGCGCGAGUGGGUUUCCAAGCUCUCAACACAAAAUGAUGUGGUCCAUUCCUGCGUCCUGUCAAUAUCGGCCGCCCAUAUUUCACAGCAGGAGCACGGAACCAGUACACUGGCAUUGGGCCAUCACACGCGUGCACUCUGGAGCCUCGCAACCUCGGUUGCGAGCUUAGAUGGUGCGCUGCUCGAGUCAACUGUACCGGAUGCUGAGAGGAAGUCAGUCGCAAGAAGGAGUGAAUCCAUGACUGCAUUGCUCUUUGGUAUUACCAUAUUCGGCAUGACGGCGUCUUGGCAUGAUUCCUCGUCGCUUGGAACCCAACACCUGCAGGCGGCACGGGCGAUCUUCCGAGCAUUAUACCCACACCCAGACGGAUCCCUCGGAAUCAACACACGAGGGCUCGGCGUCCCGCGCGCCUUUUCCAUUCCAGACCGUUCCCAUUGCGCUCAUGCUCCCGCUGCCACUGCCGCUGCUGCUCCGCAUCACUUCUUUGUCGGCGCGUUGGCCUACUGGGAAGCCCUGACAUCGUUCGUCGUGGACCAAGAAGACAUCGAGGGGGCCGAGUACCUGAUCGCCUCUCGGCCGCGUGUGAGCCAUCAAGGUACAACUCGAGGGAUGCUUAAAGAUCCCCAUCCAUGGAGCGGGAUCUCGCCGGAGCUGUUCAUCUACCUCUCGGAGAUUGGUGCGAUCGCCAGACGAUUUCAUUAUAUCCGGAGGGAUCAGUCAACCUAUAUGGCAGGAGACGGAGGAGGCUCGACUGCGUUCCAACUUCAGGCGCAGCGUAACGAUCUGCGCUCACGUGCCGGGCGACUCAAAGCAUUGGUAUCGCAGUACCAGGUUCCACCUCCUGAAGCUGUGCGGGCAACUGGUGACGCACUUGCGCCCGCCGACCAUUUCCGCACCUUGGCGAGAGUGUACCAGCUUUCAGCCCUGUUGGAACUCUAUCGAAUGUUCCCUGAGUUGGAGCAGCAGGAUGAUCCUGCGUCUGGGCCGUGGCUGUCUUCGCAUGAGGCUGCUUUGGAGCAGGGUGUGAAUGACGAGCACCGACGAAGACAAUCGCAUGCGCGGGCGGUUGGCAUUCUGUCGUUGAUUGCCUCUAUCCCCGAGACCUCGAGCACGCGGGCAACUCAGAUGCUGGCUCUCGUCAUUGCUGGGAGCACCCUGCAGCCUUUGCCGGUCAAUGAUGGAGUGGGCCUAUUGUCUUCAGGGAGAACGUCAGGGGCUGGUGCAGGAGGGGCUAUCACGCCACCAUCUUACGCUACUCCGACUACUAUGGCUAGUACUGCACAAGCGGACAUCCAACCUUGGCGAGCGUUUGUGGCCGAUCGGCUUCGGAAUCUAGCUUGCUACGUCGGCCUGGCGACCGUGCAACAGGCAGCCAGAAUCGUGGAAGAAUCCUGGGCUCGAGCAGACAGCCAGGCGGCCGUAGGGUUGGUCGGGCACGGGGCGGCGCGAGUCAUGUCUCAGCGGGGUCUGGUUGUACAUUGGAUCGACGUCAUGAUCGAGUGUGGGCUGGAGACUAUCUUGGGCUAG
Aspergillus aculeatinus CBS 121060 is the source of this 2046-nucleotide messenger RNA. Its product is annotated as Zn(II)2Cys6 transcription factor. The coding region runs from base 1 to 2046 and encodes 681 amino acids. Lineage: Eukaryota; Fungi; Ascomycota; Eurotiomycetes; Eurotiales; Aspergillaceae. Gene Ontology annotation, biological process: positive regulation of transcription by RNA polymerase II. The record is from RefSeq and is a predicted model, not a curated record. The transcript has 3 exons. Gene Ontology annotation, cellular component: nucleus. Gene Ontology annotation, molecular function: DNA-binding transcription factor activity, RNA polymerase II-specific; transcription cis-regulatory region binding; zinc ion binding.